Molecule: messenger RNA, 939 nt
Organism: Morchella sextelata
Lineage: Eukaryota; Fungi; Ascomycota; Pezizomycetes; Pezizales; Morchellaceae
Exons: 2
Coding region: 1-939 (312 amino acids)
Source: RefSeq, a predicted model, not a curated record
AUGGGCGAUAAUGUCGAUCCCCCUCAACAGCUGGCUUCUACCGACACCAGCCCAUCAUCUAAAAGACAAAAGCCGAAUCUUUUCUUGCAUGACCUACCCAAGCCUCAGGCUCAGAUAUCCCAAAACAAACGCAAGGCUUCAAAUGAAUUCCCGUCUUGGCUCUUAGGCACGCCGUCGUUGAGCACUUCCGGCGGAGUUGUAGGAAUGCCGGGAAGCUCUACGCAUCAUAAUGAGCGGCAUAUCGUACCACAAUCUACUGUUCCUAUGCCUACCGAUAUGAACAUAUUUGAGGAAGAACCUCUUGGAGCUGGUUUCUUGUCAUCUUUCUUUGGUGGAUCUAGAGAAUACGAUUCACCCUCACCCCCUCCGGGGGAUGGCGGCAAUCCUGAUGUCGAUAUUUGUGAUCAGUAUCUUAACUCGGAUGCCUGUGACGGCGAUGAUGGGAACAUGGCGGCACCCGAACCCCGUAAGAUGGAUGAUGGAUGUGUAUUUGCUACCACCAGACACGGUGAGCAAGUUCUGCCAGCAAUUAACACGUUGGAAUUUCUGACACGUCGCCAUCCAACGCCUCCAGCCCCCGGAGAGACUGAGGAAAUCCUUUCAUCGGUCCCUCUUAGCUAUGAUAUACCGAAUAUAUCAUCGAAACCAGAAUUACAACAUCUUCUACAGGCCGAGACAGAUAUUUUCACCGCAACAAGAGGUGAUGGCAUCACUUUGCCCGCGAUCAACUCUAUGAGCAUGUCCAUGGGAUCUUCGGCGGAGCCUCCAGCAGUAACCAUACCCGCUUAUGUUUCCCCACCGAACCUGUCGAGAUCGAGGGGUAGAACACGUCGGAAUCUACGUCCCCAACCAGCUCGGGACCAAGGUGUCGAGGAGGCCUUCGACAGCGAAAACCUCCGCCCCCACUCGUACACGUUUGGGAUCGUUCAGAGCCAUUAG